AUGCAACGAAUUGGAGCUGGGAAUCGGAAUUCGGAAUUGGAUAAGCCCAAUUCGUUUGUUUGGGUGGUCACGGAAUCAAGGCUUGGAAACUGGAGUCAAUUCCACGCCCCCACUCCGCGCGCGUCCGCUCUGCCUUGCGAGAUUCCGAGGGUGCGAGCUCGGAAACUGCCUGGAAUUUUUGUGAAGCGAAGCGGUAUUCUUCGUCUAACAGAACUCGCGAGCGAGGCAGACCCCUCGAGGCCGGCGACCACGCGCAGAGAGGACACCGGCGGCGCGGCUAAGGCCUCCCUUCCAUGGCGCCUCUCCUCCCUGGCCUCCCUCGUCCCGACCUCCAGCCCCUGGACCUCGUCCCCAUGGAUGCCCCCCUCCCAGACCGGUCCUAACCCUAGAUCGUGGACAGGAACAGACUGGCGGCAGGGGAAAGCAGCGGCGGCGACCUGCUGGUUGCAGAUUCGACACACAGUACCAGUGUACCACCAUUGACGACUGCUUGAUGAUCUGCUCUUCAUCUACUCGUGAGCUCUUGCUGGAGGAGGAUUCACUGUGCAACCGUUCGGCCGGCGGACCAGGACAAAGCCACCAAGUCUCUCGCUGCUUUCUUCCUAGCGGCUAGACUAUUCAUUCCAUUGCUUUCUUCCUAGCAGCUUACAGAAUCAUUUUUCUUCGAGUCUCUGUCAACGUUCAGUGUGUAUAGUAUGGUCUUCCGAAUAAUUAGACAUUUUAAUAUACACAUACUAUUUUUCAUACAAUUAGACAAUUUAUAUUGUCCAAACUCAACAAAACAUUCAAUUCCACGGUUUGUACAUCCAAACAAGAAUUGGAAUUAUGUGUCACCCUUUGAUUCCAACAAAAAUAUCAUGCACACCCAAACAGUAGAAUUGGAAUUAGAGUCCAUUUCAUUUCAAUGUUGGUUUUGGAAUUUCAUUCUAAUUCAAUUCCAAGAUUUAAUUCUGUGCAUCCAAACA
Molecule: messenger RNA, 965 nt
Organism: Lolium perenne
Lineage: Eukaryota; Viridiplantae; Streptophyta; Magnoliopsida; Poales; Poaceae
Source: RefSeq, a predicted model, not a curated record